This is a messenger RNA of Fraxinus pennsylvanica, 2616 nucleotides long. The record is from the annotation of a GenBank genome assembly. Lineage: Eukaryota; Viridiplantae; Streptophyta; Magnoliopsida; Lamiales; Oleaceae.
AUGUUCAGUGGGCAAAAAGGUGAUCAUGCUCUUAGCAUAUUCAAAUGGAAAUGGCGUGUUAGAUCAUCCCUAACUACUGGUUUGCUUGAUGAGAUACCUGAUGAAAUUGAAUUGUCUGACUAUCAUAAAGCACCAAGCCACGGUAGUGAAAGUCCUUCUGGGCUACUUGAUGGGGAUACUUUAAUUGUGGAACCGAUUGGUGAUCUGGACCUGUUUUUUCAAAGGAUUUACAGCUAUUACUGUGAGAAAGGCCUUUGGUGCAUUAUCAUAAAGUGGAUAUUUGAGCUUCUGAGCCUGGCUUUUACCAUAUGUUUCUCUGGGUUCUUCUUGUUGUACGUUGAUUGGAAUGGCCUUCGCAAUGCAAAGUGUGGGAUGGUUGCGGUGGAAUCUGGAAUUAAGCCUUGUGAUCUAUCCAAGGAAGCUUUACACGAGCAUCCACUGACCCCUUUUACCCUUUGCAAAUCCAUAAUUGUAGGCUAUCUGGGAAUAUUUUCCAUCUAUUGGAUUUUUUGCUUUUUGAGGUUCUUUGCGCAGUUAAAGGAGACUCUUAAGAUCCGCCACUUUUACUACAACAGUCUCCAUGUGACAGAUAACGAGAUACAAACCACCCCAUGGGCUUUGAUUCUUGAAAAAGUUGUUGAGGUUCAAAGUGUGCAACAACUAACCGUGGUCAAGGAUCUUUCUAUUCACGAUGUAGUGAUGCGAUUGAUGAGAAAGGAGAAUUACUUAAUUGGAAUGCUCAACAAAGGAGUGCUUGCAUUACCAAUUCCUCGGUGGGUCCCAGGUGCUGGUUCAACUGUCAGUGUUGGUCCAGACGGUGUGCAACGUCGUCUAGUACUGCCGAAGACCCUUGAAUGGACUUUGAACUGGUGCAUUUUAGAGAGUAUGUUUGACAGAAACUUCUGCAUACGGAGGGAUUUUGUCUCUGAUCCUAAAACAUUGAAGAAAAGGCUUAUGAUAGUUGGCUUUGCAAUGCUGCUACUCUCUCCAUUCCUUGUUAUAUUCAUGCUAGUAUAUCUCUUCUUGAGGCAUGCUGAACAGUUCUAUAAUCAUCCAAGUACAGCAUCAUCUCGACGAUGGUCAAAUCUCUCGAAGUGGAUGUUCAGGGAAUUCAAUGAGGUUGAGCAUUUGUUCAAGCACCGGAUGAAUACCAGUAUAGUACAUGCUUCUGAUUAUCUAAAGCAAUUCCCUUCUCCUAUCUUGACCAUUGUUGCAAAGUUCAUUUCGUUUGUUUCUGGUGGGUUUGCUGCUGUUCUCAUUAUCAUUGCAUUCCUGGAAGAAUCUCUGCUGGAAGGCCAUAUAUUUGGUCGAAACUUAUUGUGGUAUGCUGCAGUUUUUGGAACUAUAACAGCUGUAAGCAGGGCUGCAAUGAUUGAUGAGCUUCUUGUCCUUGACCCUCAAGGGGCGAUGUUACUUGUUGUCCAACAUACACAUUAUAUGCCAAAAAGAUGGCGUGGGAAAGAGAACACUGAAACUGUACGGUUGGAGUUUGAAACUCUCUUUCAGUACACUGGAAUGAUGUUACUGGAGGAUAUGGCCUCAAUCUUUCUCACACCAUACUUACUUCUAUCAGUUGUCCCAAAGCGGGUGGAUGAUAUCAUGCAAUUUAUUAUGGACUUCACUGUAGAUGUUGAAGGUGUAGGUCAUGUUUGCAGGUUUAGUCUCUUUGAUUUUGAAAAUCAUGGCAAUAGCAAAUAUGGUUCACCAUUUAAUUCACCUCGCAAUCAGAGGAGUUCCCAGGGAAAGUUGGAAAAGUCAUUCUUGAGCUUUCAGAUAACCUAUCCUUCAUGGGAACCAGAUGCUCAAGGGAAGCAAUUUAUUGCAUCACUCAGAACUUUUAGAGAUCAAAAGUUGAAAGGUCAGGAAAUGAGAGCUGCACAUUUGCCUUCUGGGAUGCAGCAACUAUCGAAUCAAAAUUUUAAAGGCUUAGAUGACAGAAACAACAGCUGCUUGUGGGAAACGCCUUUUACUAACAGGGAAACUUUUAAUCAGUUUGGUUCAAUGUGGCUUAUAGAUGGUGAACAGAAAAACUUUCCAUAUAUACUUGACUGGUUUUAUACCUCUCAAAAUCAUGAGAGAGCUGAUAAUUUAAGAAAUGAUCCAUCAAGACGUGAUGAGGAGGAGAACUCUAAAGAUUUCUGGGUCCCACCCCACUUUACACGAAAUGAAGCACAAUAUGAAGAAAGAUAUUUUGAUAACUGGGAGAGUCCAGUCGAGGAUAGAAUGCAGAGUCAACUCGAAGCAUCCACGUCAGCCCCUCUCUUCCAGGAAAGUGUCCUACAGCAUCACGACUCAAAGAAUGUGGGAGACCCUACUAGGAGCCAUUGGUGGGCAAGAUCUAGUCCACAGGGUGCAGGUCUGCAGACUAGUUUUCUAGAGCCUCCUAAUUUCUCUCAUGAUCCUUCUCGUGAUUGCUAUGAUCAUUUCUCGGAAAGAAGUGAAGAGGAGGAACCGGAACAACUCUUGGACUGGAGAAAUUCCAGGAAAUUGUCACGGACUUUCUACAUGGACGACUUAGAGGCUGGAGAAUUUAACCUUGCAUUCGAUGAUAUUUAUAGAAGGCCUUCGGAGAGUCCCUCUGAGGAUGCUGAUACUGCAAAUGUUAGUAACCUUUGA